Messenger RNA from Pogoniulus pusillus (Red-fronted tinkerbird), 5542 nucleotides. RefSeq names its product dual specificity phosphatase 16 (gene DUSP16). The coding region runs from base 606 to 2600 and encodes 664 amino acids. Gene Ontology annotation, biological process: protein dephosphorylation; negative regulation of MAPK cascade. Gene Ontology annotation, molecular function: protein tyrosine/threonine phosphatase activity; MAP kinase tyrosine phosphatase activity; MAP kinase tyrosine/serine/threonine phosphatase activity. The transcript is spliced from 8 exons. Lineage: Eukaryota; Metazoa; Chordata; Aves; Piciformes; Lybiidae. Gene Ontology annotation, cellular component: nucleus; cytoplasm. The record is from RefSeq and is a predicted model, not a curated record.
GGGAGGUGAGGGAGAGGCGGGCGGCGGGAGCCCUUCCUCCCUGCCUCCCUCCCUCCUGCCGCAUGUCCUUCCCCGCCGCCCCCUCACCUCCGGAGGAGAGCGCCCGCAGCCGACAGGUCUCUGCCCCGGCCCGGGCAGGCUCCGGCCGCCUCCGCAGGUGGUAUUUCCCUCUGCUGCCCUUUCAAUGUGGACCACCCUCCCUCCUGUUCUGCCUAUUCAGAUUUUGACUUGCAUGUAGGCUCUUAGUCCAGCGUAAGGCUGAUGGGUGGGAGCAAAGGUAAACAAUGAUGUCAUGCAGCAGCAGCCAGAAAGCAUCUUUUGUGUGAGUUGUGAAAUGGCUACUCCAUAGUCAUCUGCUGAAUCAGAUGUGAGGGGCUGCUUUGUGGAGCAAGCCCUCUCUAACAGCACAUCCCCUGCAAGCAAGAGGAACCAUUCAGCUGAAGAGCCCUUGCUGAAAAUGGAUUUAACUUCGCUUUUGCCGGUCACCACCAGCAUGACCUCAUACACUGCUGGUACAAUGCUGUGGCUAAGCCUUUGAGUACACAGCCAUUACAUCAUCGCAGUGCAUUGGAGAGGGAGGUGGUGAAAGAGGCCUCAUUGUUGUCAUGGCUGAUGAGAUGAUCGGGACUCAACUCAUCGUGGCUGAGAAGUUGGUGGCUUUGCUGGAGGGUGGCACUGAGAAGUUGCUGCUGAUUGAUAGCCGUCCCUUUGUGGAAUACAACACGUCCCACGUCUUGGAUGCCAUCAACAUCAACUGCUCCAAGCUGAUGAAGAGGAGGCUGCAGCAGGACAAAGUUUUGAUUACGGAGCUCAUUCAGCAUUCAGCAAAACACAAGAUUGAGAUUGAUUGCAAGCAGGAAGUGGUGGUGUAUGACCAAAACUCUAAAGAUGUGACCUCUCUUUCAUCUGACUGCUUUCUUACUGUGCUCCUGGGCAAAUUGGAGAAGAAUUUCAGCUCUGUGUAUCUGCUUUCAGGUGGAUUUGCUGACUUCUCCAGCUCCUUCCCGGGUCUCUGUGAAGGAAAAUCUCCACUCAUCCCUACUUGCAUUUCUCAGCCCUGCCUACCUGUCUCCAACACUGGCCCAACCAGAAUCCUGCCUCACCUCUAUCUGGGGUGUCAGAGGGACGUCCUCAACAAGGAGCUGAUGCAGCAGAAUGACAUUUGCUACGUACUGAAUGCCAGCAAUACUUGUCCAAAGCCUGAUUUUAUUCCAGAAUCCCAUUUCCUGAGAGUGCCUGUGAAUGACAGCUUUUGUGAGAAGAUUUUGCCCUGGCUGGAUAAAUCAGUGGAUUUUAUAGAGAAAGCAAAAGCCUCAAAUGGCCAUGUCUUGGUGCACUGCCUGGCUGGAAUAUCACGCUCUGCCACCAUCGCCAUCGCUUACAUCAUGAAGAGAAUGGAUAUGUCCUUGGAUGAAGCUUACAGAUUUGUGAAAGAAAAAAGGCCAACCAUCUCCCCCAACUUCAACUUUCUGGGACAGCUGUUGGACUUUGAGAAGAAGAUCAAGACCCAGAGCAGUCAGCCUGGACAUAUCAGCAAGCUGAAGCUCCUGCACCUGGAGAAGACCAGUGAGCACGUGUUGGGCCCAGAAGGGGGGCAGAGCAGCCUCUGCUCUAACCAGCUCUGCAUCACUGCUACCUCCGAGAGGACGGAGCAGCAGCCUGGGGACUGCAUCAGUGCAGCACGUGGGCACUUGUCCCCUCCAGAGGACAGCCCCCUGGUACAGGGCAUCAAUGGGCUGCACGUCUCCCUGGACCAGGUGGAAGAUAGCAACCGGCUGAAGCGCUCCUUCUCGCUGGACAUCAAAUCCGUGUCCUGUGCCACGAGCAGCAGCUGCGUGGCCACAGCCGUUCCGGGCUUUUCCUCCUCCGAAGACACCCGGGAGUACUACAAACAUGCGGCAGCUUUGGAGGGCAGCAGCAAGCUGUGCCAGUUCUCCCCUGUCCAGGAGGUCUUGGAGCAGACUCCAGAAUGCAGCCCUGACAAGGAAAAAGCAAACUCUCCCUCGGAACCCCAGAGCACCUGGCAGCUGGACAGCCAGAGCAAGCGGCAGCACCUGGGGAGAGCCGGUGGCAGUGCCACCACUCAGCGCUCGCUCCUCUACCCCCUACACCGGAGCGGGAGCAUGGAAGACAACUACAAAACAAACUUCUUGUUUGGCCUCUCCACCAGCCAGCAGCAUUUGGCAAAGUCUGCUGCUGGGCUGGGCCUCAAGGGCUGGCACUCGGACAUCUUGGCUCCUCAGACGUCGGCUGCAUCCCUCACCAACAGCUGGUACUUUGCAGCAGAGUCCUCUCGCUUCUACUCUGCCUCAGCCGUCUAUGGGAGCAGCGCUGCCUACUCUGCCUGCAGCUGCAGCCAGCUGCCCACAGGCUGUGACCAGGCCUGCUCGGUGCGCAGGAGGGCAAAGCAGGCUGAUCGAGGUGACUCCAGGAGGAGCUGGCAUGAGGAAAGCUCUUUUGAAAAGCAGUUCAAACGCAGAAGCUGCCAGAUGGAGUUUGGGGAGAGCAUCAUGUCAGACAACAGAUCCAGGGAAGAACUGGGGAAAGUAGGCAGCCAGUCCAGCUUCUCAGGCAGCAUGGAAAUUAUUGAAGUGUCUUGAGGGGCAGCAGGCUUCUGUGACUGUAGUGGAGCUGCCUCCUCCCUUCAUGCUUCUCCUCCAGCAUUUGAGCUGUCCCUGUAAAUCUGAAAAGGACAAACUUUGUGCAAACAGGUGGAGGAGGAGGGAAGAAAUGUUAGGGUUCAGCAUGAGCACAGUGACUAGGUUAGCAUAGCAAAGAAGUGACAAGUGAGCAUCUGCUGGAGGAGCCCCAGAUGUAUGCUGGGCUUUACUUCUCUUUCCUGGAGAAGGGCAGAACACUGCACAGCUCUGCCCCUGAUGGAAGCAGCAAUCAUAAGCAACCAACUUCUCAGUGGUUGCUAAAAAGCAAGCUCUCUUGGCAGACAACCCUUCGCUGGUUCCACUGCAAUGUGCUCCUACCCUUCAAAGCUAGUUUUGUUCUCUCCUCCUCAUGCCCCAUGUUUUCACCGGUGCACCUUAGCCCUGACACUGAGCCAACUUCUGGAGGGAGACCUUUUUCCUCAUCAGAAAGGAGACUGGGAGAGAUUCCAAAAGAGGUAGGGAUUGGUCACGGCAAGGCUGAUCUGAGCAGACAGCCCAGGCAAGUGUAAAUACUGUUGUAACUAUUGUUUUAACUGAUGAUAGGCUUUAGGUGAUUUGCUAGAGAGCUGCUUCAGAGAGAGAAAAAAAAUAAAUCCCAAUACCUCAAAAUUACAAAAAAUAAAGUAGGGCUUGCUGGCUGCCAGCUGCUGGUAGUCAAUUCAGAAGCAAUGUGAACAAGUGACAACUGGCCACGUGCCUUUGGUUUGAUGUUCUGGAGCUGUCUACGCACAAGAGUUGCAGUUGGCUCAGCAGCAGCUCUUCAAAUCCCCAGCCCCCCAAGUAAAGCAGGCUGAGGCCUGUUCCCCCAGGCUCUUGAAAGAGAAAUGAACAGCGUGGGUGGGUUUACAGCAAAGGGCAGCUGCUCUGGCUCCUAAGCUGCAGUGGAAUAGGCAAUACUUAGGGUUACGUGCAAGAGAAGUGGCUGGUUCAACACCACAGCAUCCUGGCCUCGCCACUUUUCAACUCAACAGAUGGCUCUUCAAGGCUUGUCUUUCUUCGGUGGUGGGUGGGGUUUUUUUCCAUUGUUUCUUGUUUGGGGGUUUCGGUUUGGUUGUUGUUGGAGUUUCUUUGGGUUUUUUUUAAAGCCAAAAUUUCUUUGGGGUGGGUUUUGUCCUUAACUGAGCAGUACCAUUAAGCAACUGUUCUCCUUAGAUGGUUCCUAAGCCGUGGGUAGAGGCAAUUGAAGUGCUUGGGGUUUUUUCACCCCAAAAUCUUCACUCAGACUGUGGGGACUUGGAGAUGGAAGCUUCUCCUUCCUUUUACUGACUUCAUCUAAGAAAGAGAAGCCUGGCUGGCUGUUGAAGGAAAGAGAAACCCUUUAGCAUCCUAUCUUGUAGUGUGCUGUGAGAAAGGGGGGGGUUUGAGAGCAGACAGCUUCAAUGGGCAGCCUGCUCACCUCCUGUGCUUGCAGCUCCUGGAAGUUGUCCCCUGGCCUGGUACAGUGUCUUGGUUUCUCAGCAUGCCAGUGUACCACACGGCUGUAGACCUUUUGCACUGUGCUGCUAUGCAGUCCCACGUCCUGGCCCUGGCCAGAUGGAGGUGGUGUCAUUUUCCUGCUGCCAGUGGGGCUGUGUCGUGGGAGAUCAGGCACAGCCCUUCUCGUUUUGAGGAGGUUCCUGUGGUACUUUGGCUGCUGCUGCUCAAAUUGCUCUAUUUGCAGGUUUACAGUCAGGCAGGGGUGGUACCAGUGGCAGACCUUAAAGCUUCAUCCCCCCUGCACCCAGCACACACCCCACCCCCCCAACCGCCUGUCUCAUUUCAGUGAAGGCAGCUGAAAACUUACUUUAAAUCUCAUGUAGCAACCUCCCCCAGGCCAACAGCUUUAAAGAGACUGUCAACAGCAAACUGAAGCCCUAAUUCAAGUCACCAGCUUGGGUUCGAUUGGUUUGGCUUGUUUGUUUUUUUUACUGUACGUGUAGCUAGUUUGUGACUCAAAUCUCAGGUUUUACUCUGUUGAAAAGUGGAGAAGAUUUUUGUCAUUGUUUUGUGGCUAGGACGUGACUUUAAUUCCCUACAGCACUGAAAGCUACAGCAUUGAUUAACUUGAUCCUAAAAAGUGCAAAAGGCACAGAGAGGCAGCACCAAGAGUAACUGACCCCAGAGGCUGCAUUCAUGCUGUGUCUGUGAUGCUGGAAGAAGGAGCAGGCUGGGCAAGGGAGAGGUGGACAGCAGACUGGGGAGCAUGUCAGGUCUGGGCUGUUAUUUAAACACUGCCACUUGUCUCUGUUUACAUAAAGGCAAGUCCAUGACAGCUGUUUGCAGCAUGUACUGACACUUGCUGUGAGUACAGCCCAUGUGAACAGGCCUAGCAGUGCUCCCUUCAGCCAGAAUUCAGUGAGCAUCCACGAGUGGGAUUUCCAUCAGUCAGUGGGGGCUAACACAAACACUUCCUAGAGGCAGGAACCCAGACUUCCUGCUUUGUGCCCCUUACCUCCACACUUGGUUCCUUCCCACUCUCUGUACAUGCAGAGAUGUAUGGAUGGGGUUGGUUUGGUGAAUGGCCUCCUGAGGAACUGAAGUCUGCUCUUCUGGCUCGGGAUUUCCCAACACACUUCAGUCAUGGAAUAAAAGCUGUAGGCUCAGUAACUUUCUUCCAGUAGGAGGAUGCCUUAACCCCACAUUCUGUACAGGGUGAUGCCCUGACUCUUACCUGAAUGAGUGUCCUGUAGCUGAACAAUGCUGGGAAUGGUUUGCAGACGUUUGGAAAGCAAAGUGGAGGAUGUGAGGGUGGCAAUGUGUACAUGUUCCAUAUGAAUAUAAUGUUCUCUGGUGUAUGGAAGCUGCUUCAGUGGUUGAGAUGUGAGUUUCUCAUCUUGUGUCAUGAGCAUUACUUGUGUGUUACAAUGAAAUAAAAGCAGAAGUGGUACCUGUUUCUAGACAAA